This is a messenger RNA of Caenorhabditis briggsae, 459 nucleotides long. The transcript is spliced from 3 exons. The record is from RefSeq and is a predicted model, not a curated record. NCBI's taxonomy places the organism in Eukaryota, Metazoa, Nematoda, Chromadorea, Rhabditida, Rhabditidae. The coding region runs from base 1 to 459 and encodes 152 amino acids.
AUGCUCGCCUAUCUUCCAGAUUUGUUUUUCUUUUCAUCUGACGGCCCACAAGAGCGAUGGCAUAUGCGGCGAGCGGUCGAAGAAUGGGACACGAACAAGCGUCCCGAUAUGGCGUAUCAUGCGAUUUUUCAAGCGGCCAAUGCACGUCUCCAGAAGUAUUUCCUCGCGAUGGGCGCGCGGAUUCAGCACGAGAAGGCUCGCGAUUGGGCGGUCAAUCAUUUGUUUGAUGAGAAUGUCACCAACUUUCUCGAUGGACUGGACGCUCUUGCCACCCACGAAUUGCUCAAGGAGGAUCUUCUGAAGGCGCUGAUUGAGUCUCCGCUGCCCGAGAACAUUGGAUAUGUGAAGGAGACGUGGGAGGAGACGUACGAGGGCGAGAAGUACACUGUCAAUCAUCAUUGGAACUUGUUCGGGACGCAUAGGGAGGACCCGAGUCUUAAAAUGCCCAAAAUGGGUUAA